AUGGCGCGAUCAAUACGCCUAUUUCUGAUCCGCCACGGAGAGACGGUUGACAACAUUGCCCAAGUAUAUGCAGGCAGUAGGGAUUCGGCCCUCACCAAUCAUGGCUACCAACAGGCCAUCCGUUUAGGCCUAUACCUCCAGUCCUCCGGGCUGACUUUCACCCACUUGUUCUCGUCGCACCUGCAGCGGGCUGUGAAAACAGCUGGCAAGAUACGCGAGGCUCAGUUGGCACCAGUAGGCGACAAUGGGACCGUGAGAGCGGCUCCCAAGGUUGUGCAGCUACCGGUGUUGGCGGAGAAAGAUUUCGGAUCGAUGGAGGGAAAGAAAUCCAACAGUCGUCCAUUUGAGACGAGUGCUUCUGGCAAGGACCAUCGUCGACAAGAGAAUACGCCUACGGCUGGUUUCGCGGACGCCGAAUCGAAAGAAAGUAUGGCACGUCGGGCAGAUGCCUUCAUCGAGGAAUACCUUUUGCCUCUGUUCGACGACUCUUCUAGCAACUUUACCCCUGUUAUUGCCAUCGUUUCGCACGGCAUCUUCCUCUCCACUCUAUGGAAGCGCAUACUGUUGCGUAUUCCGCGUCGGAAGGUAUGUCUGUCUCAUAGUAUUGAAGGGACGGUACGACAAUCGCUAGAGCGUCUGGGUGGCUGGUCAAAUACCGGCUAUCUUGAGUUGUACUUCACGAGGACGGAAGCCGAAUACCACAAGUCAAUCAUGGAGGCAACUACGAUGCCAAUCACAACAUCUCCAGAGUUGAUUACUGGAACUUCAACUGCGCCUCAAAAUCUUCGCAAUGGCCAUAUACCAAAAUCGAGAGCAGAAGGUGCCGUACAGCUGGUGAUUGGUGCCCCGCAAACCUCUAGGCCGCGUGGCCUACAAGGAUGGUCUACGUUCAUUCUCAGAGUCAACAGCAAGGAUCACCUACAAGGCCUUAAACGCACGCGUGGCGGUGUUGGUAGUUUACGUUACGACGCGUCACAGAGGUGCAUCGAUACCUUUUUCAAACGUCGUAAAGUCGAAUGA
Molecule: messenger RNA, 1020 nt
Organism: Bipolaris zeicola 26-R-13
Lineage: Eukaryota; Fungi; Ascomycota; Dothideomycetes; Pleosporales; Pleosporaceae
Exons: 2
Coding region: 1-1020 (339 amino acids)
Biological process (GO): fructose 2,6-bisphosphate metabolic process; negative regulation of glycolytic process; negative regulation of programmed cell death
Cellular component (GO): cytosol
Molecular function (GO): fructose-2,6-bisphosphate 2-phosphatase activity
Source: RefSeq, a predicted model, not a curated record